GGACGUAGAAGGAAAGCCCAAACCCGCAUCCACGUCCCACUCCCACUACCCGAAGCCGGCGGCGGCGGCGGAGGCAGCAGCGUCAGGCCAUGGCGUCGUCGUCAACUCCGGCGGCCAUCCGCGAUAUGCAGAAGGACCUCGAGGUCCAGGCCAACGCCCUCAGCAAGAUCCAGAAAGACAUCUCCAAGAACCACCAGGUCCGCAAGCAGUACACCAUCCAGGUCGGCGAGAACGAGCUCGUCCUCAAGGAGCUGGAGCUGCUGAGUGACGGGGCGAACGUGUACAAGCUGAUCGGGCCGGUGCUGGUCAAGCAGGACCUCGCGGAGGCCAAGGCCAACGUCAAGAAACGCAUCGAGUACAUCUCGGCCGAGCUGAAGCGGAUGGAUCGGGCGCUCAAGGACUUGGAGGAAAAGCAGAACAGCAAGAAGGAAUCGAUAUUCAAGUUGCAACAGAGGAUGCAGGUUGUACAAGCUGGACAAGCAAAGGCGUAGCCAUCUGUUUGCUUGUUUGUUUGUUGCAACUAGUCCCAAGGGCAUCCGGGAUUCAAUUCAAAUACCCUCCUGUUUUUCAUGUAGAAUUAGGUACCUGGCAUUCUCUUCUCUAAAUAUGAAAGAAAUGUUUGUGUUCUGAGAUUGAGAGGUUCUUAAGGUCCGCCUCGUGAUGGAUCAUGGAUGUACUUCUGGUCGCUCUGAUGUAAAAGUCUGGCACUCGAUAGAAGACGUAGGACAAGCUUUGUAUUGGCAUCCUUGGGUGUCUUACUGUGUAUCAUUCCAUUUGUGCUAUCGUUCCAGCCUCAACUUGAUGCUUCUGAAAGGGGAACGUUGCACAAUUUUGUUUCAAAUUAA
This is a messenger RNA of Phragmites australis (common reed), 845 nucleotides long. RefSeq names its product prefoldin subunit 6-like. The record is from RefSeq and is a predicted model, not a curated record. Gene Ontology annotation, molecular function: protein-folding chaperone binding. Gene Ontology annotation, biological process: chaperone-mediated protein complex assembly; protein folding. Bases 90 to 491 code for a protein of 133 amino acids. Gene Ontology annotation, cellular component: cytoplasm; prefoldin complex. NCBI's taxonomy places the organism in Eukaryota, Viridiplantae, Streptophyta, Magnoliopsida, Poales, Poaceae. The transcript is spliced from 5 exons.